Messenger RNA from Exophiala bonariae, 2121 nucleotides. RefSeq lists its product as uncharacterized. Gene Ontology annotation, cellular component: peroxisome. The record is from RefSeq and is a predicted model, not a curated record. Gene Ontology annotation, molecular function: FAD binding; acyl-CoA oxidase activity; fatty acid binding. The transcript has a single exon. The coding region runs from base 1 to 2121 and encodes 706 amino acids. Gene Ontology annotation, biological process: lipid homeostasis; fatty acid beta-oxidation using acyl-CoA oxidase. NCBI's taxonomy places the organism in Eukaryota, Fungi, Ascomycota, Eurotiomycetes, Chaetothyriales, Herpotrichiellaceae.
AUGACUGAUUUCACUGAUAAGUUAAGGCCUGCUGAUCCGCAGGGACCAGAUAUUCUCGCUCAGGAGAGAUCUGGUUCCAACGUCAACAAUGACCAGUUGGCAAAGCAUCUCCUUUCGAGGAAUGGCUUUCUUGAUCGCCAGAAAAAGAUUCUAUCUGUCUUGGAGCCCAUUCCGAUUUUCUGCAAGAAGAACCAGCUGAACAUGGCAAGACCAGAUCGAUAUCAUCUUUCUCUUGCUCGUAGUAAAAUGCUGAGAAGGCUCUCGCUGAAGCACAAUUGGGCGAUCGAAGACUACCAGAUUGCCGAAUAUCUAAUGGACGAGAUGAGUCCAUAUGCCUUACAAACUGUCAUGUUCAUGACAUCUCUUCGAGAGCAAUGCAACGAUGAGCAAAAGGCUUACUGGUUGACGAAAGCAGAGAACUGGGAGAUCAUCGGCUGCUACGGCCAGACUGAACUGGGCCAUGGCAGUAAUGUCAAGGGCAUCGAAUGUGAAGCUAGGUGGGAUCCGAAGACGAAGGAAUUCAUUAUCCACAGCCCAACUAUCACCGCUAGUAAGUGGUGGAACGGUGCGCUGGGCAGGACCGCAAACCACGCCAUUGUCGUCGCACAGUUACUACUUCCAGAUGGAAAUACUGGCAAGUACAAGUCUUAUGGCCCUCAUCAAUGGGUUGUACAGAUCAGAGAUAUGAAGACGAACAAGCCAUUGCAGGGUAUCGUCAUCGGCGACAUUGGACCCAAGUAUGGUUAUCCCGGCAUGGACAACGGCUACAUGUUGUUCGAGCAUUUCCGCGUACCUCAUUCUGCUCUCUUGUCAAAGUACUCGGGUGUAAAUUCGGACACAGGGGCCUACAUCCGACCCGAAAAUCCUGCCGUGGUGUACGGUUCUAUGACCUACGUACGAGCUCAAAUCAUUAUGCACGCACGUUUGAUCCUGGCAAGAGCAGUCACUGUUGCAGUGCGGUACCUCUCAAUCCGAAGACAGUUCGCCGACAGAGAUGCAAAAGGUCCGGGUGCUCCAGAACAAGCAGUCCUCAAUUAUCCGACAGUGCAAGUUCGCAUUUUGCCUUUGUUGGCCACAACCUUUGCUCUUCAUUAUACGGGCGAGGCGAUGUACAAGUUGUACUACGGCACGCGACAAGCAAUCGAGCAGAGUGGCGACUUUUCGAGGUUGGCUGAAAUGCACGCUGCGUCAUCUGGGCUGAAGUCUCUGUGCACCACCCUUGCUGCUGAUGGUAUUGAGACCUGUCGCCGAGCAAUGGGUGGUCAUGGUUUUGGCGGGGGGAGUGGAAUGAUUGCCCUCAAUAAUGAAUACCUCUCCAAGCCAACCGUGGAAGGUGACAAUUGGAUGAUCACCCAGCAAACCGCAGCAUAUCUCAUCAAGCGAAUGACCGAGGUGGUUAAGAACCAUGAUCUGAAGCCAAGUGACUCUGUCGACGUACAGCUUCAAGCUUUCAUCCAAUCUCAACAGAAGCAACAAAACUUCAGCCUCGAUGACGACUUUGCUCUUGUCCAAGCAUUCCGACAUCGCGCAUCAUACUUGACAUACCAAGUAUAUGAAGCUAGGAUUGUACAGAAGCUGCCAUGGACUGACCUCAUGUUGCACCUCCACCGCUUGAGCCGAGCUUACUCUGAGAGCCUUCUUGUGUCGAAUUUCUACAAUGCCAUCUUUGAAGCCAAGCUCGACCCUCCAGUCGACUCGGCCACUGUCGACGUCCUCAAGAACCUGUACAGACUCUUUGCAAUCUUCACAUUGGACAUCUCAGCCUCAGAGUUCCUACUCUCCAAGGCCCUACAUGCAGAUCAGCUGCAAGAUCUGACUCCUCGAGUACUGAAGCUGAUGAAAGCCAUUCGACCACAUGCCGUUCGAUUGGUGGAUGCGUGGUCGGUACCAGACUAUGUCCUUGAAAGCGCUUUGGGCAGUUACGACGGAGAUGUGUACAAUCGAUUGUUCCACAAAGCCCACAGGGAGAACCCACUUAACCUGCAGACAUUCAAUCCUGACUGGAAGAGCGAGGAGAUCGUCAUGGGUGAAGGUGAGGAGACUGCGAGAAGGCGACUGGAAGCUUUGGCGCUGGGUGUUACUGGGCAUGAGCAGAUGAAGAGUCCGAGAUCGAAGCUGUAG